AUGUCUUCUCAAUUGACAGACGAUAUUAAUGACAUAGCUAUGACAGGCUCAGAAGCUGAUUCGUCUCAAGCUCACGUAAACGAAGCUACAUCAAGUGUGACCGCCGAUGAUGCAGCAUCCACCGCCACUGCUCCUAAUGAGAGUCAAGCCUCCAGACAAUCUAACUUGCAACGCAUCCAGCAAAGAAAACAGCAGGUUUACAACUGGUCACACGACAAGAAGCUUCUAAAACUUGCCAUAUAUUCUGCAUGUCAGGAACAAGGCUGUAAUUGUAAUGGUUGGAAGACACCAGUGCAACAGGCGGCGAAAACAAAUGCUAGGGCGAGUGAUCAGCCUCCGGCAAACUUUACAGAUCCAUGUCGAAACUGCAACCAUAUAUUAGAGUCCCAUAUAACUCAACUCAAAGGUGUUCCCGUGGCCGAAGUCAAUAGACUGUUGGGGGCUGUUGUGGAUGUCGAGAAUAUCUUCAUGUCAAUGCACAGAGAAGAUGAUCACGAUACAAAACGUGUUUAUUACUAUCUGUUUAAGCUUCUCAGGAAUUCUAUUCUAACCCGUUCCCAGCCUCGCAUCGAAGGUCCUUUAGGCCAGCCACCCUUUGAGAGGCCGUCCAUAGCUAAAGCUAUAACAAAUUUCGUGUUAUACAAGUUCAAUACAUUACCACAAAGAGAAUGGCAGACAAUGUAUGAUCUAGCAAAAAUGUUCCUACACUGCUUCAAUCAUUGGAACUUUGAAACACCAAGUGUUAGGAAAAUGCAAGUUUCAAACCCAGAUGACAUAUCAGCUUAUCAAAUAAACUAUACCAGGUGGUUGGUGUUCUGUCAUGUCCCAGCAUUCUGUGAUUCCCUUCCACACUACGAGACAUCCGUAGUGUUCGGUCGUACAUUACUACGUGCUGUUUUCAAAUCUGUUUGCAAACAGCUCAUGGAUAAAUGCCAUUUGGAGAGAGAUAGAAUGCCUCCGGAGAAAAGGGUUCUGGUCUUGAAUCACUUCCCAAGAUUUUUGGGUUUAUUAGAGGAAGAAAUCUUCAGUGUGAAUUCUCCAAUAUGGGACCCCGACUAUAAACAAAUGCCGCCCAACCAUUUGCAGGCUAUAUUAGAUAAUAAAACUCCUGGAAGGCGUGGUGAAUUCGAACGUGUCACAGCUUCUGGUGAAAGUAAAGACGGAUUCACAACCGUGACACUAUCAUCGGGAUCAAUAAAGCAGGAGGCUGUUAAGAGGUCCGAUGGUAGAGCGUCUAGUGAGGUGGCUGCUAAGAGGAGGAGGCUUGAUGAUGACGUCAGCGAAAGAACCGUAGCGGAAAUAGUGGCCACUAUUACUGACCCCAACUAUAUGUGUGGACCCGAUGCUUUGUUUCAAAUGCAAGCCCCUCGAGACGAGGCCGCCAAGCUGGAGGAACAACGGAAGCUGAUAGAAUUCCAUGUGAUAGGGAACUCACUGACUGGACCUGUUAAUAAACAGACCAUGUUGUGGCUCAUUGGUUUACACAACGUGUUUUCUCAUCAGCUGCCUGAAAUGACCAAGGAGUAUAUAUCACAGCUUGUCUUUGACCCGAAACACAAAACCCUGGCGUUAAUCAAAGAAGGUCGACCGAUAGGCGGCAUCUGUUUCAGAACAUUCCACUCACAGGGUUUCAGUGAGAUAGUGUUCUGCGCGGUGACUUCUAACGAACAGGUCAAAGGUUACGGGACGCAUCUCAUGAACCACUUGAAGGACUAUCACAUCAGGAAUAAUAUUUUACAUUUUUUGACAUUCGCCGAUGAAUUUGCCAUUGGUUAUUUCAAGAAGCAGGGUUUCAGUAAAGAUAUCAAGCUCCCUCGAGCGAUGUACUCCGGAUACAUCAAGGACUAUGAAGGAGCGACGUUGAUGCAUUGUGAACUGAACCCUCGCAUCGUGUACACAAAGUUCACUUCUGUUAUACGGACACAGAAAGAGAUAGUCAAGAAAUUAAUAGACAUGCGUCAGAAGGAAGUGCGGAAGAUCAAUCCUGGAUUGACGUGUUUCAAGGAAGGCGUUCGCAGUAUCCCGGUGGAGUGCGUCCCGGGCGCACGGGAGGCUGGCUGGCGGGAGGUGAGGAGCCGCCCUCCCGUAGACGGUGAUGACAACCACGCGGCGCUACGAUCUGUACUCACAGCGGUAAAGAACCACGCGUCAGCCUGGCCGUUCUUGAAGCCGGUCGAUAAAACAGAAGUACCAGACUAUUACGAUCACAUUAAAUAUCCGAUGGAUCUCCGUACAAUGGGUGAGCGUCUUAAGUCUCGUUAUUAUUCGUCCCGACGCCUCUUCGUAGCUGAUAUGGCGCGGAUCUUCUCAAACUGUAGACUGUACAAUUCACCCGACACAGACUAUUAUAGAUGUGCAAACACACUGGAAAAAUAUUUCCAGGCCAAGAUGAAAGAAGCUGGACUAUGGGAUAAAUGA
Messenger RNA from Danaus chrysippus (African queen), 2418 nucleotides. NCBI's taxonomy places the organism in Eukaryota, Metazoa, Arthropoda, Insecta, Lepidoptera, Nymphalidae. The record is from the annotation of a GenBank genome assembly.